Thelazia callipaeda (thelaziosis nematode) is the source of this 264-nucleotide messenger RNA. The record is from the annotation of a GenBank genome assembly. Lineage: Eukaryota; Metazoa; Nematoda; Chromadorea; Rhabditida; Thelaziidae.
AUGAAUGGCGCAGGUACAAUAAGUGGUGCAACCGAUGUAGCUGCUCCUUCUGCUACGUCUUCUGAAAAUUUUCUUCAACCUUUCGCUAUUCCUUCAUCAUCAACUAAAUUUCAGUCUUUUGAUGCUUCUGCCAUUUCAUCUUCACUAACACUAAAUUUGUUACCAUUAAGUGAUUACGCCACAGCAGACAUAUUAGCUAACUGUGCUCGACAAGCUCAACAACUUAAGCAGACUAGGCAUACUCGGAGAUUAGCUCCAAGGUAA